UGUUACUCAAGAUCUAGACUCUACCCGUGAGACAAAUCUCCGCCUAAAGGAACGCGUUUUGGAAGUAUGAGCAAAGAGAACGUGAUAUGCCGACCGGCCUCUUUAAAAUUUACCAUCGACAACAUUCUUAAUAAAGAUGCAUUUGACAUAAAUUCCGCAAAAUCGAAGGCUACACUAGAUGUCGCUUAUCAAGACCGAAGGAAUCGGUCACCACAUACCGACGAGUCAGUGCAGCCGGUCAUCGCAUGUGCUUUCAACUUGAAUGAAGUUGACCAAGAGGAUGCGCAAAGACUGUUUGACAUGUGUCACAAAACGGAAAGCCUGAGGAACAUCGUAGAGGAUCACGGCGAACAGAAAAGCGUCAAAAAAACCAAACCUCUAACAAAAAAGAAAACGCGCACAAUUUUCUCCAAAAGACAAAUUUUUCAGUUGGAAGCAACAUUUGACAUGAAAAAAUACCUGAGCAGCGCCGAGCGAACCUGUCUUGCUAACUCUCUCCAACUCACAGAGACGCAAGUGAAAAUAUGGUUUCAAAACCGUCGAAAUAAGUUGAAGCGGCAGUUAUCUACGGACUGUGAUGGAUCCUGUUCACCUGAAGACGUCACACCUGAUCCUCUAAAGACUUUGCAGUUACCCGGUCUAUAUAGAGAAAGUGUUGGCAACGUAGCAUGGAAGGGAUGCUUUAUGCCUUUUCCCUUGGUGUAUCCUGGAAGCCCAUCUUCAUACUUGUACCUUUCCAAUUCAAGUAACUAUUUCAGCAUUUUCGAUCGAGAUGCGUAAUUUUUCCGAUGCAUUUUGGACGCUGACUGACCGCUUCAUUGCUUUUUAUGAAAAUAAAAAAUAACUUCCGACGUUUUCUAGCCUAAAUGUUAUACCUCAGUCUCAUAGCUUGUAUGAAUUUUGGCGCACAUUUAAAGAACUAGUAGGCCUAUAAAUACAAAUAUAGGCUAAUAAUUGACGGUUAUGUAAAGGGGUUUACAUGAGAAAUUCUUGGUUUUAAGAUGAAUUUCUUAUCGGAUUUUAAAGCCCGAACUGGAGGUUGCUCUGUCAGAGAAACCAAAUAGGCCUAAUCGAUAUUAGACCAUACUAUUAUUAAAAAAAAGUAAUAAUUUACCUGUUUGAAGUUUAUUGACAUAUCGAUAUUGCAAAUUUUAAGGAAUGUUAAUGCAGGAUUCUUGAUUUUUUUUGUAUGCGUUAAUUUAAAAGCGGACUAGCCCAACGAAAUUAACGUAUAACUCCCCUUCGUUUUAUAAACAGUUCAGCUGUAUGUUCAACUUAGUUGGGGUGUAAAAGUGAUUUUAGAUUGCAGCGUCUAUAAAUUAUAACAGAAUCAAAUAAAAUUGUUCAUCUUAACUUAUCACUGCAGUUAUUUAAGAGUUAAAUAAAGUGUAAAAUAAAUGGUACAAUAAAAAUGUAAUAUAUGUACAAUAGAAAGGUGUAAUUAUGGCCCGUUGGUAUUUCGAACUAAGUUUGUUAAGGGUUACUCGCUCUCUUCGGGUCACUUGCUCCGCUGCGUGAAGCCAGUGGGCUGCCUCCUUCCUGUCACAACCAUUUAAGAUCCCAGUUAACCUGUGCAUUCAACCACUUAGUCUGCGAGGAAUGCAUUUGAUUGCUUUGAUAAUACCCUCAUUCCCCUGUAAAGACAACUGGAGCAUAUUUGCCUCGUUUUCACACAGUGAUAAGCUCAAAGACCCAACUAACACGAGGUGAUUCAAUGCCAUGGCAUGGUUUGCAGAUAGCCGCUGAUAUUUUAUAUUUAAAAUUAUUUUAAUAUGGACAAAUUGAUUCUAAAUUUUGCUUAAAGUCUUAAGGGUAAUUUUGGAAUAAAUGCGCUUUGACAUGCGCUUUGACGUGAAAUUGCCUCAAGGCAAACAGUUGGGUCUGUAAUUCUUUAAACUACUAAAAUAUUCCUUAAUGUCAUUUAAGUUUUUUGGUUAAACUUAAGUUUUAAGCUUUACAUAUAUAUAUUUAAAGUAAAUUGGAAAUAUGUUUUCUUCACCUGGUUAAAGUUAUUGCAUUGAUAAAAAACGUGUAACAUGCUAAAGGCACAUUAUUAAAAACAAAUGUGCUAAAAAUGAUUGCAACGAUCCCAUGUAAGAACUUAAAAUAUAAACUUUUUGCCCACCCUUUUUUGCAACAGAAAGUUUCUCUGGAUUCCGAACCUUUAUUUUUAAGUGCAAUUUCAGAUAUGCAAAAUCACAAAAUCAUUUUUUAUCUGCUAAUUAUUACCUUAUUCGAUAAC
Triplophysa rosa is the source of this 2242-nucleotide messenger RNA. Its product is annotated as homeobox protein HMX3-like. Gene Ontology annotation, molecular function: RNA polymerase II transcription regulatory region sequence-specific DNA binding; DNA-binding transcription factor activity, RNA polymerase II-specific. NCBI's taxonomy places the organism in Eukaryota, Metazoa, Chordata, Actinopteri, Cypriniformes, Nemacheilidae. The transcript is spliced from 2 exons. Gene Ontology annotation, cellular component: nucleus. The coding region runs from base 67 to 780 and encodes 237 amino acids. The record is from RefSeq and is a predicted model, not a curated record. Gene Ontology annotation, biological process: regulation of transcription by RNA polymerase II.